This is a messenger RNA of Suillus paluster, 432 nucleotides long. RefSeq lists its product as uncharacterized. Bases 1 to 432 code for a protein of 143 amino acids. The record is from RefSeq and is a predicted model, not a curated record. NCBI's taxonomy places the organism in Eukaryota, Fungi, Basidiomycota, Agaricomycetes, Boletales, Suillaceae. The transcript is spliced from 2 exons.
AUGAAGCCCAACCUCAAAGAUGUACCAGUUUGGGGCUGCUGUGUCAAGGUACACUCGACUAAUGGCUCAAAGCUCAAUAUGCGAGUGAUUGAUGGAAGAUGGGUGGGGUUUGACCAUGACAGCAAUGGCCACCGAGUCUACCUCCCAGACACCUGGAGAAUAGCUGUAGAGAGGAGCAUCAGAUUCAAUGUGGCAGAGGUUAGCAUACCUGUGGACCUUGACAACUGCACGGUACAAGGCAAUGAUGUCGGUCCAGCAAUCAACCGCAUGCCUGUGGGGGAAUCCAUUAACCUGGCUGCUGAGCUAGGAAUGGUGGGGGAGUAUGGCGAGAUUGACGAAGACAACAAUGAAGUUUUUGCGAUGGUUGCUGGAGUAGCGGCAGUGGAGGGAGUGGAUCCCACCAUGGUCAAAGAAGCUAGCUGCACAGACUGA